CGCUGCUGACCUGGAUCCUCGCAGCGCCCGCCGGCCGCCAGCGAUCCGCCCUCGUCUUCCGGGCUGCUUUCUGGAGCGCGAGGGCCGCUCUCCCCGCCGGACCCCCGGCCCCCGAUGGCUCGGAUGGGGCUUGCGGGCGCCGCUGGACGCUGGUGGGGACUCGCUCUCGGCUUGACCGCGUUCUUCCUCCCAGGUGCCCACACGCAGGUGGUGCAGGUGAACGACUCCAUGUAUGGCUUCAUCGGCACCGACGUGGUGCUGCACUGUAGCUUUGCCAACCCGCUGCCUAGCGUGAAGAUCACCCAGGUCACGUGGCAGAAGGCGACCAAUGGCUCCAAGCAGAACGUGGCCAUCUACAACCCGGCCAUGGGGGUGUCGGUGCUGGCUCCCUACCGCGAGCGCGUGGAGUUCCUGCGGCCCUCCUUCACGGAUGGCACCAUCCGCCUGUCCCGCCUGGAGCUGGAGGACGAGGGUGUCUACAUCUGCGAGUUUGCCACCUUCCCCACGGGCAAUCGCGAGAGCCAGCUCAAUCUCACCGUGAUGGCCAAGCCCACCAACUGGAUUGAGGGCACCCACGCAGUGCUCCGAGCCAGGAAGGGCCAGGACGACAAGGUCCUGGUGGCCACCUGCACCUCGGCCAACGGGAAGCCCCCCAGCGUGGUGUCCUGGGAGACGCGGCUAAAGGGCGAGGCAGAGUACCAGGAGAUCCGGAACCCCAACGGCACAGUGACGGUCAUCAGCCGGUACCGCCUGGUGCCCAGCAGGGAGGCCCACCGGCAGACCCUGGCCUGCAUCGUCAACUACCACAUGGACCGCUUCAAGGAGAGCCUCACCCUCAACGUGCAGUAUGAGCCCGAGGUGACCAUCGAGGGAUUUGAUGGCAACUGGUACCUGCAGCGGAUGGACGUGAAGCUCACGUGCAAAGCGGACGCCAACCCCCCCGCCACCGAGUACCACUGGACCACGAUGAACGGCUCCCUCCCCAAGGGCGUGGAGGCCCAGAACAGAACCCUUUUCUUCAGGGGUCCCAUCAGCUACAGCCUGGCUGGGACCUACGUCUGUGAGGCCACCAACCCCAUCGGCACUCGCUCUGGCCAGGUGGAGGUCAAUAUCACAGAAUUUCCCUACACCCCGUCUCCUCCCGAGCAUGGGCGACGCGCCGGGCCGGUGCCCACGGCCAUCAUUGGGGGCGUGGCGGGGAGCGUCCUGCUGGUGCUGAUUGUGGUCGGCGGCAUCGUGGUGGCCCUGCGCCGGCGCCGGCACACCUUCAAGGGCGACUACAGCACCAAGAAGCACGUGUACGGCAACGGCUACAGCAAGGCGGGCAUUCCCCAGCACCACCCGCCCAUGGCGCAGAACCUGCAGUACCCCGACGACUCGGACGACGACAAGAAGGCCGGCCCGCUGGGCGGGAGCAGCUACGAGGAGGAGGAGGAGGAGGAGGGCGGAGGGGGCGAGCGCAAGGUGGGCGGCCCCCACCCCAAAUACGACGAGGACGCCAAGCGGCCCUACUUCACGGUGGAUGAGGCCGAGGCCCGGCAGGACGGCUACGGGGACCGGACUCUGGGCUACCAGUACGACCCUGAGCAACUGGACUUGGCUGAGAACAUGGUGUCUCAGAACGACGGGUCUUUCAUUUCCAAGAAGGAGUGGUACGUGUAGCCCGCUUCCGGAGCAGCGUCUGUCUGCGCCCGCCCCUCCCCAACCCCGCCCCGCACGC
Messenger RNA from Lepus europaeus (European hare), 1720 nucleotides. RefSeq names its product nectin cell adhesion molecule 1 (gene NECTIN1). The record is from RefSeq and is a predicted model, not a curated record. The coding region runs from base 115 to 1662 and encodes 515 amino acids. Gene Ontology annotation, cellular component: adherens junction. The transcript has 6 exons. Lineage: Eukaryota; Metazoa; Chordata; Mammalia; Lagomorpha; Leporidae. Gene Ontology annotation, biological process: homophilic cell-cell adhesion; protein localization to cell junction; heterophilic cell-cell adhesion.